This is a messenger RNA of Grus americana (Whooping crane), 4010 nucleotides long. It is a transcript of the gene CRPPA, whose product is annotated as CDP-L-ribitol pyrophosphorylase A. Bases 225 to 1517 code for a protein of 430 amino acids. Gene Ontology annotation, molecular function: D-ribitol-5-phosphate cytidylyltransferase activity. The record is from RefSeq and is a predicted model, not a curated record. NCBI's taxonomy places the organism in Eukaryota, Metazoa, Chordata, Aves, Gruiformes, Gruidae. Gene Ontology annotation, cellular component: cytosol. The transcript is spliced from 11 exons. Gene Ontology annotation, biological process: isoprenoid biosynthetic process; protein O-linked glycosylation via mannose.
GGGGCUCUAGGCGCAUGUCUCUGCGGGCCUCGCGUAGCGCGGGGUGGGCGAGGAGUAGGGCCUGGUCUUAGCUGGGGGCAGGCGAGCGGGCGGGCGCUGGGUUCUUUGGAUUGCGGACGUCGCGGGCAAAUAAAACACGCGGGCGGUUGCGCCGUCCCGGCCGCGUUCCUGCUGCUGGGGGGCGGGGAGCGCGAGGAGCGGAGCAGCUGCGGUGCCCCGCGGAGAUGGAGCCCAGCAGCGGGAGCCGUGACGCCAGGCCCGCCGCUACGCCGGUGGCGGCUGUGCUGCCGGCGGGCGGGAGCGGGGAGCGCCUGGGUGGCGCCACCCCCAAGCAGUUCUGCGCCGUGCAAGGGAGGCCGCUCGUCAGCUACACGGUGCGGGCGAUGGAGAGGAUAAGUUGGAUUUCUGACAUUAUUGUGGUGGUCUCUCCUGAAAAUAUCGGAACAAUGAAGUCUAUCAUUGAAAAAUAUGGCCACAAAAGAGUUACAGUAGUAGAAGGUGGAAUAACUCGUCACCGGUCAAUUUUCAAUGGCCUGAAAGUAUUUGCAGAGAAUGAAUUUUCCAACCAUCUGCUUCAGAAACCAGAAGUAGUGAUUAUCCAUGAUGCUGUGAGGCCAUUUGUUGAAGAAGAUAUUCUUUCAAAAGUGGUUAUGGCUGCUAAAGAACAUGGGGCAGCAGGAGCAAUUCGCCCUCUAGUUUCUACCGUUAUUGCAUCUGCUGCAAAUGGCUGCUUAGACCACUCAUUGGAACGUGCCAGGUACAGAGCGAGUGAAAUGCCUCAGGCUUUCUUGUUUGAUAUAAUCUAUGAAGCAUACCAACAGUGUACAGACUAUGACCUGGACUAUGGAACUGAAUGUUUGCAUCUGGCUCUGAAAUACUGUAAAACAAAUGCCAAACUUGUUGAAGGAACAGCUGAUCUCUGGAAGGUGACCUACAAGCGGGAUCUGUAUGCAGCUGAGUCAAUUAUUAAGGACAACCUAUCACAACAAGUUUGUGUUAUUACCAAUGUGAAGGAAGCUAUUGCACAAGUAGGUUUUCUCCUUCAUGAAUCUCUGAAAAGCCAAAUAAAAGUUGAAGCUAUAUCAAUAUCUCUAAGCAAAAAUGAUAGCCAUCUACAAAACAUCUUUUCAGGACAGUGCUACAAUUUUAUUUGCAUAAAUGAUAAAAAGUAUGCCAUUCAAGAAACACAGCAACUAGUGGAUAUGUUGGAAGAAUCAAAUAUUCCUCUUUUAUAUCCAGUUGUUCUUAUUUCGGUGCACUUGGAUACUUCUGAAAAUAUUUCUUUCAGCAUUGGGACAGAAGAACUAACUAGGAUCAAUAAAUUUGCAAGGGAAGUGAAAAAGAAAAAUAUCUUGGUUUAUGGUCUCCUUAUCCAAUAUAAGGGUUUUAGUGUGUCUACCUUGAAUGCAUGGGACCAUUUGCUGCUUCAGGACACAGUAAAUUCUGCUGCUGCUCUUAUCAUGGCGUUAAUAAAGGACAGAAACCCGGAGCUGACUGGCCAGCUGUUGGUAGCAUAAGACCAUAAAUCAUGUGUAGCUUUUGGAACUGUUUCUUUUUCAUCAUCCAUUCACCAAAGGUCUUGAAUCAUUUUACCCUUUGGUGAAAACUCUGGAUUUAUGACAUUUACUAUUAAGAUCUUUUAACAACAUAUUUUUGAUACCUAAAAUGCAAGUCUGAUAUUAUAUAUAAAGUGUAAAAUGAAAUACAAAUCAUUCUGAGAUACACUGAGUAUAUACUGUGAGGAAUGAUACUGAAACAUUUUUUGUGAGGUACUGAUCAUUUAAAAAGGUGCACAGACGACACCAAAGCAUUCAUGCAGAAUUGUCUUUAAACCCAUGUAUGUGUGUUGUAGUCUAGGACUGCAUGAAUUAAAUUUUAUUUAAGAUAAAAUAAUCCUAAAGCACAGCUCAUCUUCUUUAUAUGAAAUUAUUUAAAAAUUGCUGCUAUGCUUAUUAGUGAACGUAGAGUUCAUUACACAGUGUAGCCUUCAUGACAUCAACAGAAACGCACAUUGCAAGAAGCGUUUGAAGGGUCAGGUCCCCGUGCUCCAUGGAAUGAAGGUAACCUUGAAACAAAGAAAAGAUGUUCAUGGGGACAACAAGGUGCUAAACCCCAGUUUUCCAGACACGUUACACUCUGGCUGUAGCACUCGUAGCGCUACACCUCUUCAGUACCCAUUUGCCAUUAUUCCGAAAUAGCUCUAGUAGCUCCACUGAGUACUGUAUUACACAUGCUCUUUGUCUUUGCAUGUGUGUGUACAUAUAUGCAUGUAUGUGCAUACACAUGCUUAAAGGAAGAGAAAAGGGUUAAGACCAAUAAAAAUGUUUCACAACCCAGCCUGCAGGUAAUGGAGAAAUAGGAAGAUUCUGUUAGCUCAUCUACAAGAAUACAAUUUUCAUCUCUUGCUGGUUGCAUAUGUAUGUAUUAAAUAGCAGCGAAGAGAACUGAGUGUUACGAGCUCAAAUAUAUGCUACGUUGAUAUUCAAGUGUGGAAAGUUGGGACAGGAAGGUGCGAUGGUGAAUGGUUAUUACAUAGAAUAUCUCCAGGUAUCACAACCACUAAGAGCAAUACAAGAGGAGGACAGUCCCUGAAAACACCUGUCCCUCCCCAUGCAUCCGACUCAGGAUUUCCAGCUCUCCUGCAACUCUUGAAGGGGCUAGGUUGGUGUCUUACUUACCUGCCAUGCUUGGAAUAAGGUCUUAGAAAAGUAUCCCCACCAGAAGUGUCCAGUGAUUCCCCCAUUCAGUCUGUUCUGAGCGAGAGCACCGUCAGUUCAGCAAGUUUCCCUCUGAAACCAGCGCUCCUACCUUCACUCCCACCAUGUUCCACUCCCUCUGGUCCUCAGACAAAACUUAGGAUAGCAUGGUCUGCACUUGGUUCCCUUCCCCUUCACCUGACUGUCUCUAUCUCUGUUUUAAUCCCUUUUAGAAGCUGAUGUUGAUCUCAAACUUCCUUCAUUACAUGAUAAAAUAGUUGUUGGCGACUGUUCUGUAUCCAAAGCACACAUUUUCUUCCACACAGAAGUCAUCCUAAGACAACUAACAAAGUUCUCGUGCAUCACCUCUUCCUUCUCUGCUGCUCUGUCUUCUCUACUUUGAUUAAUAAUUUGUCCUUUUCUGACAUAAAGACAUACAUAAGAAUUCAUAUUAGCUCUGUGGAUGGCUAUACAAUGGGCAUAUUUUAUUCAUAUAUGUAUUCAUGCCUGUUCAUAUGCAGAGUACUCAAAAGAGGAACUAAAGAAUUUAUUAUUUGUAAUGUAACAGGACAGCUUUCACAAAUAAGUUUUCUGAAUUCGCUUUCACAUUAAUAAAUUUGAUGAAGGAAUUCAUCUCACAGACUUUUGAAAGACAUGAUGAAAGAUGUCUCUUUGACUGUGUUUUGUGAAUCUUCUUCACCUGAAGACUAAAGUACAAUCUGUGAUGUGUUUUCCCCAAAUAAUAAGCAAGUGAAUUUAAAAAAUCCUUCCUGUUUUCUAUCCACUCUAAUUUAUACAUUGUGAUACUGCCUUAGCACUGGUUUGUGUGUAACACCAUUUGCUUAAACAGAAUCUUUUACUUUGUAGGGUUGUUUUACUUACCUAAAACUCUCUCAAAAGGAUUUCAAUCCAAUUAAAAAUGUUACUGCAAUGAACUGCCGUAAUGAAAAAAAAUAUAUUAUGGUUGUUUAUAGACUUACUUUGAAAAAAGAACAGAGAACGCACAACAAAAAUUAAGUUUCAGCUCAUCAAACAUACAUUGUACUAAUCUUAAAUGGAAGAUAAUAAGCUUUAUUAAUGUACUGUUAAUCAUUGCAUUAUGGAUUUUUUUAUCUUUAACAAUAUUUUUAAAUAAUCUACAAACACUGAAAAACCUAUUUUGCUGGAAGCAAAUACACCAACAACAGAACUACUAAAACAGAUCACGAAAUACUAGAACUGCAGUUAAAAAAAAAAAAAACAACUGGACUGUGAUUAAUGCUAUUGUGUAUCCAAACCAAAUUUAAAUGGUCUUUUGGAUGACUGUUAAGACUA